Molecule: messenger RNA, 1906 nt
Organism: Musa acuminata AAA Group (dessert banana)
Lineage: Eukaryota; Viridiplantae; Streptophyta; Magnoliopsida; Zingiberales; Musaceae
Product: sphingosine-1-phosphate lyase-like
Exons: 15
Coding region: 106-1716 (536 amino acids)
Biological process (GO): carboxylic acid metabolic process; sphingolipid catabolic process
Cellular component (GO): endoplasmic reticulum
Molecular function (GO): sphinganine-1-phosphate aldolase activity; pyridoxal phosphate binding
Source: RefSeq, a predicted model, not a curated record
GUGACCACGCUUCACGUCUCAGUUGUCGCCAACCAACCCAUCGGUAGGAUCCCUCUCCCAGGCAUCGGCCGCCCUUCGCGUCCCUCACCUUACCUCGCCGGCUCAAUGGAGGACCGCAUGCUCCGCCUCCGUGCCGUCGCAAAUGCCGCCCUCUCGCGGUACGAGCCUCUCGCCCUCGUCGUCGCGCCGCUUCUCACCCUCCUCCUCGCGCGCUCUCUCCACGCGCUCUUCCUCUCCGUCCGUGAGAAAGGGAUCAAGGCCGCCGUUCUAGGGUUCCUUAUCGCCUCCGUCAAGUCGAUUCCCGGCGUGAGCUGGUAUAUUGAAUCCGAGAAGAAAAAGGUUGUGGAGAAAUUACAAUCUGGUAGUAAGUCUAAAAGGGAUAGCUGGAGAACUGAGUUACCAAACAUUGGACUUGGUAAAGCAACUAUACAGGAACUAGAAGAUGCAAGGAAUAAAGAUAUAGCUUGGCAAGGCAAAUGCUCUGGUACAGUAUAUAUUGGUGGAAGUGACUCAGAGAACCAUUUUGCUUUGAUAAACGAGGCACAUGCAAUGUUUUCACAUACCAAUCCAUUGCAUCAGGAUGUGUUCCAAAGUGUGGCAAGAUAUGAAGCAGAAGUGGUUGCAAUGACAGCUGCUCUCCUUGGCAGUAGAGAGCCGGCAUCUGGAGGACAAAUAUGUGGCAACAUGACAUCAGGAGGAACAGAAAGUAUAUUAUUAGCUGUUAAAACAUCACGAGAUUACAUGAGAACCAAGCAGGGUAUUACAAAGCCAGAAAUGAUAAUUCCAGGAUCGGCACAUUCUGCAUAUGAUAAAGCUGCACAAUACUUUAAUAUUAAGCUGUGGCGUGUUCCUGUAAAUAAAGAUUAUGUUGCAGAUGUUAAAAGAAUUAUGCGCUGCAUCAACGGAAACACCAUAUUGAUUGUUGGAUCUGCACCAGGGUUUCCACAUGGCGUCAUUGAUCCUAUUGAAGAGCUUGGGGAUUUAGCAUCAAGAUAUGGUGUUUGUUUGCAUGUUGAUCUUUGCCUCGGUGGCUUUGUUUUACCAUUCGCUCAGAAGCUGGGGUAUCCCAUCCCACCUUUUGAUUUUUCUGUUAAAGGGGUUACAUCAAUUUCAACUGAUGUUCACAAGUAUGGAUUAGGUCCCAAGGGCACAAGUGUGGUUCUUUACAGAAAUCGUGAGAUAAGAAAGCACCAAUUUGUUGCUGUCACAGAGUGGUCAGGUGGGCUAUAUGUAUCCCCUACUAUGGCUGGAAGCAGACCUGGUGGGUUGAUCGCCGGGGCUUGGGCAGCAAUGAUGUCUCUGGGGCUGAAUGGUUAUUUGGAAAAUACAAGACAAAUGAUGGAAGUCUCCAAGAAGAUACAGAAAGGGAUAGAGGAGAUUCCAGGGCUGUUUAUCAUUGGACAGCCACACAUGACUGUCGUGGCUUUUGGCUCCAAUGAUAUUGACAUCUUUGAGGUCAACGAUAUGAUGACCUCGAAAGGAUGGCACUUAAAUGCUUUACAGAAACCCAACAGUAUUCAUAUCUGUGUCACCCUUCAGCAUCUUCAUGUGGUCGGAGACUUUCUGAGAGAUCUUAGGGAGUCUGUGAAGAUGGUAAAAGAAAACCCAGGUCCGAUCAGUGGAGGGCUUGCACCACUCUACGGUGCCGCGGGAAAGAUGCCUGAUAGGGGAAUCGUGCAGGACCUGUUGGUUGAGUUCAUGGACAGCUCUUGCUAGCUGCAGCAUUUAGACAUACCAAUUCUUAAGCUCUUUGCCUCACCAGGUUGUUGCAGAAACGUAAUUGGAUGAUAUAAGUAUUUCAGCCAUGUCAACAUAAUUUAGCCACUCAAGGGGAUAUUACUGUACAAGAAUGUAGAACACUUGUUGUUUUACUUCAAAAACAAUCAAUCAGGCGUUAUUUAGUUUA